AUGAAUUUGACUAGGCAAUUAAAGCCUAAACUGUUCGAACUAGGGUUCGAAGGUGGAGAAUUGUUUAAGGCAAUAAAGCUUAAACCAUUCGAACUAGGGUUCGAAGCAAAAGUAAUAGAGAAAACAGAUCUGAAAAUUGAUCUUUCCUGA
Cetraspora pellucida is the source of this 150-nucleotide messenger RNA. Lineage: Eukaryota; Fungi; Glomeromycota; Glomeromycetes; Diversisporales; Gigasporaceae. The record is from the annotation of a GenBank genome assembly.